AUGUUUGCAGUUCGCUGUCUUUCAAAUCGAUUUCUAUCACGAACUAAGAUACUUCGAUGUUCUUGCCGGUAUUUAACCGUUGGUGCUGCAAAUGCUCAAAUGAAAAAUGAAAAAUAUCAAUCAACAAUCAGCGUCAUCAAAGACGAUCUCCAAUUAAUUCAUCGUGAUAUUUUACAACAUUUGGGAUGUUUCGAACAAGAAUUGAACGACCUAGCGAAGUAUCAUUUCGAUGCGAAAGGCAAACUCAUUCGGCCGAUGAUCAUAUGCACAAUAGCAAGAAGUUGUAAUCAACAGCAAGACAAUUUCUUGCAUGAAAAUCAACGUUGUGUAGCAACUCUUGGUGAGAUGAUCCAUACUGCUAGUUUAAUUCACGAUGAUGUGGUCGAUUCAAGUGAUCGACGACGAGGAAAACCAGCUGCAGCUGUCAAAUGGGGGCCGAAGAAAGCUGUACUAGCAGGUGAUUACAUUCUCGGUAUUUCAUCGGUACUGCUUGCACAAAUUGGGAACAGUGAAGUUAUAUUACUUCUCUCUCGUGUUAUUCAAGAUCUUGUGCGAGGAGAAUUCAUGCAGCUAUCGACCAAGGAGAGUGAUGCUGAACAAUUUCAAGAUUACUUAAACAAGACAUUUUGUAAAACUGCUAGUCUAUUUGCCAACACGUGUAAAGCGGUAGCACUGUUAGGAAAUAUUUCCAAUGUUGAUGCUAAUCAAUGUGCAGAUCUGGCUUAUGAAUUUGGUAAAAAUUUUGGCAUGGCGUUUCAAUUAAUUGACGAUCUUUUGGAUGUAACGUCCACCGAUGCUGAUUUGGGAAAACCGGCGACAGCAGAUUUGAAAUUGGGUUUGUCUACCGCGCCUGUACUUUUUGCUAGUCAACAGUUCCCAGAAUUGCAAAAUCUUAUACUAAGACGUUUUUCUGAGUCUGGUGAUAUCGAACGAGCGUUAGAGCUAAUCGAUCAGAGCGAUGGAAAAGCUCGAACAUUUCACCUUGCAGAGCAGUAUGCAAAUGAAGCAUGCCGAAUACUUAGUAGUUUUCCACAAUCGUCCAAUGAAUCGAAUGUAUUCUUAAACUUACUGACCCAUCUCACACAGUCGACUUUGAAACGUCGACAUUAG
This is a messenger RNA of Adineta ricciae, 1110 nucleotides long. The record is from the annotation of a GenBank genome assembly. NCBI's taxonomy places the organism in Eukaryota, Metazoa, Rotifera, Eurotatoria, Adinetida, Adinetidae.